Acanthoscelides obtectus is the source of this 555-nucleotide messenger RNA. The record is from the annotation of a GenBank genome assembly. Lineage: Eukaryota; Metazoa; Arthropoda; Insecta; Coleoptera; Chrysomelidae.
AUGAAACCAUCUAAACUGCAAGAUCAUCUGAGAAGAUGCCACCCUGAUAAAACUGAGAAAGAUUUGAAAUACUUUCAAACACUCAAAGAUAAAUUUCAGAAGAGACCUACACUGGACAGAAUGUUCGCUUCGACGUCACAAAGAAAUGAUGAUGGUUUGCGGGCGUCUUACAAUAUCUCGUUACUUAUAGCAAAAUCCGGAAAACCGCAUACUAUCGGAGAGCAGUUAAUUUUGCCAGCCGUUGAAGAGGUUUUAAAAACUGUUUUACACAAACCUGCAUCUGAUAUCAUUAAAAGAAUUCCCUUAAGCAACAAUGCUGUUGAAAGACGUAUUGAUGAAAUGAGUUCUGAUAUUGAAAGCUUCUUAUGUAAUUAUUUGCAAACGACCCAUUCCUCUAUACAACUGGACGAGUCAACUUUACCUGAUAAUGCAGCAUUAUUAUUGGCAUAUGUUCGUUGUAUUAUGAAUCAAGAAAUCUACGAAGAACUGCUCUUCGCAAGAACUUUGAUAACCGACACUAAAGGUGAAUCAAUAUUUCAUGUUUUAAAGGAUUAA